Messenger RNA from Manis javanica (Malayan pangolin), 2247 nucleotides. It is a transcript of the gene ELAVL1, whose product is annotated as ELAV like RNA binding protein 1. Gene Ontology annotation, cellular component: ribonucleoprotein complex. The record is from RefSeq and is a predicted model, not a curated record. Gene Ontology annotation, molecular function: RNA binding. NCBI's taxonomy places the organism in Eukaryota, Metazoa, Chordata, Mammalia, Pholidota, Manidae.
CGAGCGGAGCCGUUAGCGCCGCGCCGCCGCCGCCCUCCCGCCCCGGAGCAGCCCCGGGCCCGCCCGCCCGCGUCCAGAUUUUUAAGAAAUACAAUGUCUAAUGGUUAUGAAGACCACAUGGCCGAAGACUGCAGGGAUGAUAUUGGGAGAACAAAUUUAAUUGUCAACUACCUCCCUCAGAACAUGACCCAGGAUGAAUUACGAAGUCUGUUCAGCAGUAUUGGUGAAGUUGAGUCGGCAAAACUCAUUCGGGAUAAAGUAGCAGGACACAGCCUGGGCUAUGGCUUUGUGAACUACGUGACAGCAAAGGACGCAGAGAGAGCGAUAAACACUCUGAAUGGCCUGCGGCUCCAGUCAAAGACUAUUAAGGUGUCGUAUGCUCGCCCGAGCUCCGAGGUCAUCAAAGACGCCAACUUGUAUAUCAGCGGCCUCCCGAGGACCAUGACCCAGAAGGACGUGGAGGACAUGUUCUCACGGUUCGGGCGAAUCAUCAACUCCCGGGUCCUUGUGGACCAGACGACAGGUUUGUCCAGAGGGGUUGCGUUUAUCCGGUUUGACAAACGGUCGGAAGCAGAAGAGGCAAUUACCAGUUUCAAUGGUCAUAAACCCCCAGGUUCCUCCGAGCCCAUCACAGUGAAGUUCGCUGCCAACCCCAACCAGAACAAAAACGUGGCGCUGCUCUCCCAGCUUUACCACUCACCGGCCAGGCGGUUCGGGGGCCCUGUCCAUCACCAGGCGCAGAGAUUCAGGUUCUCCCCCAUGGGCGUAGACCACAUGAGCGGGCUCUCUGGCGUCAGCGUGCCGGGCAGCGCCUCCUCGGGCUGGUGCAUCUUCAUCUACAACCUCGGCCAGGACGCCGAUGAGGGCAUCCUCUGGCAGAUGUUCGGCCCCUUUGGCGCCGUCACCAAUGUGAAGGUGAUCCGCGACUUCAACACCAACAAGUGCAAAGGCUUUGGCUUUGUGACAAUGACAAACUAUGAAGAGGCCGCCAUGGCCAUCGCCAGUCUGAACGGCUACCGCCUGGGGGACAAAAUCUUACAGGUUUCCUUCAAAACCAACAAGUCCCACAAAUAACUCGCUCCUGCUUCUUUUGUACGGAAUAGAUAAUUAAGAGUGGAGAAGUUGCAACUUUUUUGUUAGUGUACAACUCAUUUUGCGCCAAUUUUCACAAGUGUUUGUCUUAGUCUAAAUGAGAAGUGAAAAGGUUUUUAUACUCUGGGAUGCAACCGACAUGUUCAAAUGUUUGAAAUCCCACAAUGUUAGACCAAUUUUAAGUUUCUUAAGUUAUUUCCUUAAAAAUAUAUAUUAAACAGAAAUCUAAGCAGACUGCAUUGACUAACCAGUCCCUCGGGCCGGUGGUGAAGCUGGAGCGUGCUUUCCCCUCUGAGACUGUCUAACGCUGGUUUCAUCCGGGGUCUCCGCAACGGGAUAAGGAAAGACAGGUGGCCUUUCAGUUUUCGUUUUUAAACUAAAGAUGUUAGACAGAAGCUGAGUGUGUUUUCUCAGCCCCUUCCACCUUCGGGCGAUUUCUGCUUUGGUUGAUGGGUAACUGCUUCCCCAAGCAGGGUCCCACUGCCAGCUGCUGCUCACUCAGCCCUGGGCCCUGCCGAGGGGUCCCGGCGGUGCCCGCAGGCCUGUCUGAUGUGGGCCAGCGCCAGGGAGGGGUACCACACGCUGGGCCGGGCCUCCAGGGAGGGACACCAACAUGCUUCGUAAGCCCAGGCGCCCGUGGGAACGGACCAAAGAGUUUCAGGGGAACUCAGUAUAUUUCAGAGUCAGAUCCAAGCUGCAGGCCUGCCUGCAGACGCGUCUACGCUGACAUCCUGACCUUCUGCCCAGGCGUUGCAUGCAUGGUGCCCCAUCGGGAUACUUGGUUCACCAUCAUUUCUCCAGUCUCCGCGAACGCGUAAGAUAGCUCUAUUUUUUAAUAACACAUAAACAUUUGAGCAUUGUACUUCUCGCAUCCCUUCUCGUGAGCGCUUGACUCUUGUUUUAGUCAGGUUUUGUUUUGAAGCUUGGCUUUCGUAUGAACACUCAGCAGAAAAGUACUUACUUACCAGUUAUCUAAUAACAGAAAAAAAACCUUUGAUUUGUAGUUUUAAAGAUUAACCCUCAAAAGUUCUCUUCAUAACUGCCUUGACAUUUUGGGUUGUUCUGUUCUGUUAAUUUUCUUUCGCUUUUUUGUGUUUUUUGUUUGUUUUUACUUUUGCAUUUAAGACCAUUAAAUUUGAUUUUGUUUUGCUCAAA